AUGUUAUACAGUCCUAAGUGUUUUAUCUUAUGCAAUAUCUUACCUCAGACUGUGCGGGACGGUGCCGGACCAUCGUAUUCCUCUUAUCCUGAGGAACCUCAGACUGUGCGGGAAGGUGCUGUCCUUCCAAAAGAUAAGAGGUUUCCUUGUACUGAGUGUGAGAAGUGUUUUCAUUUUAAAUCUCAUCUUAAUGUGCAUAAAAGAUCUCACACAGGUGAGAAUGUGGUUUCCUGUUCUGAGUGCGGAAAAUGUUUUGUAAAAAAAUCUGAACUUUUAAAACAUCGAAGGUCUCACACAGGGGAGAGGCCGUAUUCCUGUCCUGAGUGUGGAAAUCGUUUCUCAGAGAAAUCCAAUCUUUACACACAUCAGAGAUCUCACACGGGGGAGAAACCCUAUUCCUGUCCUGAGUGCGGAAAACGUUUUUCACUGAAGUCCGUUCUUAAUAAACAUCAGAGAUCUCACACGGGGGUAAAGCCGUAUUUCUGUCUUGAGUGUGGGAAAAGUUUUUUACAGAACUCCCAUCUUUACAGACAUCAGAGAAUGCACACGGGGGAGAAGCCGUAUUCCUGUCCUCAGUGCAGUAAAUGCUUUGUACGAAAAUCAGAACUUGUCAUACAUCAGAGAUCUCACACAGGUGAGAGGCCAUUUUCUUGUCCUGAGUGCAGGAAAUCUUUUACACAGAGGAUUUCACACAACCCUCGAGGUUUAUUAGUGACUUGUGUGCGGGAAAUGUCUAUAUGA
This is a messenger RNA of Rana temporaria (common frog), 741 nucleotides long. Its product is annotated as gastrula zinc finger protein XlCGF67.1-like. The transcript has 3 exons. Gene Ontology annotation, molecular function: RNA polymerase II cis-regulatory region sequence-specific DNA binding; DNA-binding transcription factor activity, RNA polymerase II-specific. The record is from RefSeq and is a predicted model, not a curated record. Lineage: Eukaryota; Metazoa; Chordata; Amphibia; Anura; Ranidae. Gene Ontology annotation, biological process: regulation of transcription by RNA polymerase II. Bases 1 to 741 code for a protein of 246 amino acids.